AUGAGUGAAAGUAGGACCAUUCUUGAGUCACGACGUGUGGAGAAGCCAGAGAAUCACAGACGUCAAUAUCAAGAGCAUAAGUACGAAGAGAUAUCUCACCAUCAACGGAUACCUUCCUUGUUGACAAAGGGAUCUUCUACAUUAUCCAGCCACAAGUCACUGAACAAAAUGUCCGAAUACCACUACAAUACGGGGGGGAGUUGCUACUUGAUCCGUUAG
[Candida] anglica is the source of this 219-nucleotide messenger RNA. NCBI's taxonomy places the organism in Eukaryota, Fungi, Ascomycota, Pichiomycetes, Serinales, Debaryomycetaceae. The record is from the annotation of a GenBank genome assembly.